Hydractinia symbiolongicarpus is the source of this 2371-nucleotide messenger RNA. Its product is annotated as polyunsaturated fatty acid 5-lipoxygenase-like. The record is from RefSeq and is a predicted model, not a curated record. Gene Ontology annotation, molecular function: metal ion binding; oxidoreductase activity, acting on single donors with incorporation of molecular oxygen, incorporation of two atoms of oxygen. The transcript has 10 exons. Lineage: Eukaryota; Metazoa; Cnidaria; Hydrozoa; Anthoathecata; Hydractiniidae. Bases 354 to 2291 code for a protein of 645 amino acids. Gene Ontology annotation, biological process: lipid oxidation.
AAGCAUGUUUGUAAACUGUUAACUUAGCGAGGCAAUGUGUUGCCAUGCCGAUAAAGCAGAAACAAUUCCAGUUUAACUUUCACACACUUUUACAAUAUUGCGUUUACGACGUGAUUGUAUAUUUCCUGAAUAUUUCUAAUAGAUCAUAAAUUAAAACCAAAAUAUAAUACGCCUAUGUGAAUUUAACUAUUUUCUAUGAAAUAGCAACAAUUACAUUAAGUCCACCCUCUUUCGUCGUAUUUUUAUUUUUCAAUUCAAGGUGGUAAUCUAACAACGUUUCCGAUAACAUUGUUAAAAUUAUCAGAGAACUGCGGGUAAUUUCUGACACAGGCAGAGAAAACCACGAAUGUUUGAUGGUUUCAAAGCUAUUCAAGAUGGAUGCUCCAUUACUGCUGCUGCUAUUUAUUCAAGCAACAUUAAUCUGCACAUCUUACUCUGAACAGUUUAGAAAAGCAGAGGAUAGUUUGAGUUGUACCAAGCCUGAUGAUUGUAAAAUCUCUUUACCACAAAAGGUGAAAACCUCUUGCUCAGAAAAAAGGAAUACUUCACAGCUAGCGGCUAAGCAAUGGUAUCGAUUAGCAAUCCAUCCAGAAUUUGAACUCUCCAUGCCAAGUUUGGAUCAAAGCCAAGUGCAUACCGCAAUUAAAGCUAGGUUCGAUCAGGAAGAUGCGAAAUGGUUUAGCGUGUACUACAGUAUGAUAGGUUUGCUAAAUGAUACGGCGAGUGCUUUGAUUGCGAAAGGAGUUACGCAGAAACCGAUGUCGACAUAUGACGAAUACAGAGAAUUGUUUGAAAUCUUUCGCUCUGUGAUAAAGCAAAUUCCUGCUCCGCACUUUUUUUCUCAACCAUAUGACGUGACGAAUUUUACUAACAUCGUCGCUGACAAUAAAUGGAGAAACGACAAGUAUUUCGUGCAAAGAAGACUCGCCGCGCAAUGUGCUUACUAUAUUCGAAAGGUUACCAAGGAAACAGAUCCGAAGAAGAUUACUGGCAUGUCUAAGGGUUAUUUAAAAGGUCUUCUUAAUCCUUCAUUUAACUGGAAUCAGCGUUUGACGAAUAUGCAUAAAGCCACGAUAACAUUAGAUGAGGCGAUCGAUGCUGGAAUACUGUAUGUGUUACACCAUGAAGAAUUUAACGGUAUACCAACAACACGUGAUAUCAUGGACUUGAAUCCGUACGACGAACACGUUGCUCUUGACAAUGCUUCGCCUGUUACAGUGUUCUUAUUAGUGAGUGGAAACUUAGAAGUUGUAGCAAUACAAGUAAAUUACACUCAAGAUUCUAGGGUGGUGACGCCAAAAGGCACAGACAAUCCUGAAGAUGAUUUCGAGUGGUUAAAAGCAAAAGGUCUUGUUGACAUUGUGGACAUGGCUGUAUGUCAAUUGGAUGGACAUUUGGUACAAACACAUAAAACUGAAGAAAUCAUAUGCAAUUUAUACAAACGCCAUUUUAGUGUGUUUCACCCACUUUAUCAUAUCUUGUUACAUCAUUGCGAGGGAACAACGCCCGUGGGAGCCCUGGGUAUUACAGCGUUAAUCAACGAGGAACGAUACAUGCAUAGAUUAUUUAGAUUUGGACAUACUGGGACAAGAUUUCUUAUUAAUGAAUACUAUAAGAAGAAAAAUUAUGCAGAUGCUGAUCUGGAGUAUGUACUCAAGAAACAAGGCUUGGAUAAUGAUGAUAUCAAAUAUUAUCCUUUUCGUGAUGAUGGAAGAAUAAUUUGGAAAGAAAUCAAUACAUUUGCAAAAAAAUAUGUAAAACUUUAUUACAAAAAUAAAAAAGAUGUUCAAAAUGAUUACGAAUUACAAAAUUUCGUGACAGAAGUAGCAACUGUCGGUGAUUAUCGCGGAUUCCCUUCAAGUUUCGAAAAGCAAUCAGAUGUUUCAACGUUCCUUUCGCGUUUUAUUUGGCUGCCAGUUUUACAUGCAGCAAACAGUUAUCCUCUGUAUCCAAAUGGUGCGUACCUUCCAAUAGCACCAACCAAGCUAUACUCUGAUCCACGACAAGAAGCACAAGGAAAGUACCCAUACAGCCUGCCAAAUGCUGCAGUUGUUCUGACGCAAGAAGUUCUCACCUUUACGUUAUCUUCUCUUCGAAUCAAUCGUUUAUUUGACUAUGGAUUGAAGCUGCCGGAUCGUAAGGGAAGCAAUCUUGUGUUGAAAACAUUUCAAAAGUUGAACACCUGCAUUCAAAAACAACUGGAAAGUUUAAAUGCGAAACGACACGAGAAGGGUGAUUUGACUUAUCAAUACAUGGAACCAAGAUGGCUGCCAAAUAGCAUUCAUUGCUGAAGGAUCCUUGGCUGUUUGAGGAUAGUGAUGCCUGAUAAGAGUUGGGAAAUAUGUUUGAAAAUAAUGUUUAAAUCUCAAAA